Messenger RNA from Cyphellophora europaea CBS 101466, 1059 nucleotides. RefSeq lists its product as uncharacterized. Gene Ontology annotation, molecular function: S-adenosylmethionine-dependent methyltransferase activity. The coding region runs from base 1 to 1059 and encodes 352 amino acids. NCBI's taxonomy places the organism in Eukaryota, Fungi, Ascomycota, Eurotiomycetes, Chaetothyriales, Cyphellophoraceae. The record is from RefSeq and is a predicted model, not a curated record. The transcript has a single exon.
AUGCCAACCACCCCAUUCGAACCCCCGAUCGACAACACGACCUCCUCAACACCGUCCGACCCAACCUUCCGCACCUACAACCCAGCCGCAGCCCAAACCUACCUAACCCACCGCCCAACCUACCCCGCCCGCCUCCUCACGUACAUCCUCACCCACCACACCGCAACAUCCAGCCCCUUAACCCCCAACCCUCUCACUACCCUCGUCGACAUCGGCUGCGGCCCCGGCACCGCCACGCACCAGCUCGCCCCCACCUUCCAGCGCGCCUACGGCCUAGACCCAGGCGCGAGCAUGAUCGCCGUUGCGCGCGCAGCACCCCCACAGCAGGCCGACACGCACACGGCGCCGCCGCCACGCGCCAAAUCCGGCGCUGCGGUCGUCUUCGCGGUCAGCUCGGCCGAGGAGCUGGACGAGACGUUGACGCAGCCGCAGCCGCCCCUGGAUGUGCGCGCGGGCAGCGUGGAUCUGAUCACGGCGGCGACGGCGGCGCACUGGUUCGACAUGCGGCGCUUCUAUUCGGCGGCGGCGCGGAUGCUGCGGCCGGGUGGUACGCUGGCGAUGUGGUGCACGGGGGGCUGGUACUGCGAUGUGCGGCGGACGCCGAAUGGGGAGCGGUGUAGGGAGGUGAUGCAUCGGUUUGAGAGGGAGACGAUGCGGCCGUGGGCGCAGGAGGGCAAUCGGGUGUGUAGUGGGUUGUAUGAGGAGUUGGGCUUGCCGUGGGAGGUGGGUGUGGGCGAGGAGUGGGAGAGGAACGGGUAUGUGUGGAGGACGUGGAAUCGGGAGGGCGAGAUCGAGCAGGGAGGUGACGGGGACGGAUGGCUGAUGCCUAGGGACGUGAGCUGGGAGGAGGCGAGGGCGAUGCUGGGGACUGCGAGUGUGGUGAGUCGUUGGAGGGAGCAGCAUGGGGAGUCGGCGGAGGAUGGGAGGAUUAAGGAUUGCGUGGACGCGUUUCUCGAUGAGCUGCGGGAUGUGAUGCGGGCGGGUGGCGGAGAGGUCCCACAGGUCAUCAAAGGAGGGCUGUCGGUUGGGCUGGUGUUGCUCAAGAAGAAGGCAAGAUAA